AUGGUCAUGUUUGUGUUGUAUGUAAUUUAAUGCGUUCGCUUCAACCCUCUGAACUCUGAGGACGAAUUGGUUUGUCCUCGGAUGCUGCAAGGUCCCUAAACAGUAACACGAAUUUCAGAUUCUGGUGUGGGAUUUUGCCUGUUUUCUCUCUGUAUUACCAUUAUGGUCAGAAACCCUUUAUCUAAGAGUUCCAACAAAUAUCUCAGAAAGUUCAGAAAAUGGCCACACUCCCCUUACAAGACAUUCUGGCACCACAACUUUGGCCAAGAUCAGGCUAUGCGAGUCCUCGUACAGGCAGCGGCGACAACAACCCCGACCAUAGCUUCAUCAAACGACAACCUUAACAUUCCCUCUCUUCUUUCCACUCUCAUCCACUCUUUCAAAACUUAUAACUGUGACCCUACUCCUGAUGCCUACUACUUCCUCAUCAAAACCCUUUCCCACACCUCAAGGUUGGACGAGAUUCCUCCAGUUCUAGACCGCCUGGAACGCGUCGAGAAAUUCCAAACACCCGAGUUCAUUUUCGGCUAUCUUAUUAGAGUUUAUGGUCGGGUUGGUAAAUUUCAAGAGGCCAUUGAUCUGUUUUACAGAAUCCCUAGAUUCAGGUGCGUUCCAACUGUUUGUUCUCUGAACUUAUUGCUCUCAGUGCUUUGUGGAAAUCGAGAAUGUCUCAAAUUGGUUCCGCUGAUUUUGUUGAAGAGUUGGGAUAUGAAUAUCCGAAUUGAACAGUCGACUUUUGGAGUUUUGAUCGAGGGUUUAUGUGGAUAUAAUAAGUUGGGUUAUGCCGUUGAGAUGUUUUAUUGUAUGAUAGAUGAUGGCUACCAUCUGGAGGAUGAGAUUUGUUCUUUGAUAAUAUCGUCGUUGUGUGGCCAAAAUGAUUUGACUUCUAUGGAGGCUUUGCGUGUAUGGGGAGAUAUGAAGCAGUUCGGAUUUUGUCCCAGUAUGAUAGAUUAUUCCAAUUUGAUUAGGUUCUUGGUCAAGGAAGAAAGAGGUAGGGAUGCCUUGGGUAUCCUGAAUCAGAUGAAAGAAGAUGGAGUCAAGCCUGGUAUUAUAUGUUAUACCAUGGUUUUAAGUGCGGUUGUUGCAGAAGGGGAUUAUGUGAAAGCACAUGAACUGUUCAACGAAUUGCUUGUUUUAGGACUUGUUCCUGAUAUUUAUACUUAUAACGUGUACAUAAAUUGCUUGUGUAAAGAGGAUGAUGUGGAAGAGGCGCUUAAGAUAGUUUCUGCUAUGGAAGAUUUGGGAUGCAAUCCAAAUGUGGUUACUUACAACACUUUAUUGGCUUCCUUAAGCGAGGCUGGGGAAUUAGGUAGGGCAAGGCAACUUGUAAAGGAGAUGAGGAUGAAAAGGAUUGAGCUCAACUUGCAUACGUAUAGGAUCUUGCUUGAUGGUCUGGUUGGUAAAGCUGAGAUUACUGAAGCAUGCUCUUUAUUGGACGAAAUGUUAGAGAAGUGUUUUUAUCCACUAUCUUCAUCCUUGGAUAAUAUAAUAUAUGAGAUGUGCCAACAGGGCUUGUUUACUGAAGCAUUGGAAUUGAUGAAGAAGUUUUUAGCACAAAGUUUUGCCCCAGGAGCUAGGGCCUGGGAAGCGCUGCUUCUUAAUUCAGGAGGUGAACUUAAUUAUUCGGAAACCACUUUAGCUGAUCUGGUGAAAGCAAACUAGCCUCAGUUUUCCAAGUAGCCUGGGGGAUGGAUCUGAUCUCAAAAUCUAGAGGACUUGUAGCUUGUUUGGACCAAGGCAACCUUGAGUGAGCUUGUGGAAAACUAGUUGAGCUCACAUAUGCUUCUUGCAGAAUUUGCAUUUGAGUAGCAGAAUACUAAUCAAAACAAAAUACUCAUAAAUCUUCAAAUUAAGUUUCAAAUCUCCAAAAAUCUUCAAAUCUUUGGUUUUUUCUUUCUUUAUUUCUUUUUUGGUCUUUGUUCCAUCUGGGAGUCUAGCAUGAUAUAUUUUUAAAUCGUUUUUAACUCUUGCCUUUGUCGAUAAUGCUUCUUAUGUUCUUUGCGUUGACAGUCAGAAUUUUGAUUGCAUUGUAUGACUGCUGUAAUGUUGACUGUCACAACAUGUUCUGAGUUCCACCUUUUCUAAUUUCUUUUUUCGUUUCUGCAUCCAGAAGGAAGACUGGGUGUCAAAUUUUCAUCUGAAUUUAAGUGUCGUCUUAUGGAGUAGAUUCUUUGAACCUGGUUGUUUAGAAUAUGCUAAUUGUCAAUUGAGUUACAUUCCUAAAAUACUCAUUACAGCCUGCUUCAUUUCUUUGUUGCCUCUGCUACCAAAAAAACACAAUGGAAUCAAGUUCUUUCUAUUUUGUAGCUGCACCCAAGUACUGUUCUGUCUAAGAUGCAAUUUGGGGAAGAUGGUCAGUUGUAUAUUGAAGAGAGAAGAUGCUGCUGCCUUAGCACGAGAAAGCAUUUCUAUGUCAUAGUUCAAUAAAUAUAUGCAGAGGUUGCCCAUCCCUUUUGUGUUAUGCAUAUAUAUUCCAUGUCAUUUUCUUGUAGAAAGUGCAUUUAAGGUAUUCAGGUUCAAAAUUUAAGUUCAUUAUCUGCUUGUUUUAUCUGUGUAUUCAUUGACUCGUUCCUUGCGUUAUGCUUGAUUUGCUUGCUUAGUUACUUGUAAAUAGCCAGAUUAUUCAAGCUUCCGUCUAUUAGUGUUCUUAUAAUGGAUUCAUGUUCUUGAUCAUUUCUUCA
Messenger RNA from Neltuma alba, 2681 nucleotides. RefSeq names its product pentatricopeptide repeat-containing protein At2g38420, mitochondrial. The coding region runs from base 163 to 1662 and encodes 499 amino acids. The record is from RefSeq and is a predicted model, not a curated record. The transcript has a single exon. Gene Ontology annotation, molecular function: protein binding. Lineage: Eukaryota; Viridiplantae; Streptophyta; Magnoliopsida; Fabales; Fabaceae.